Prunus avium (sweet cherry) is the source of this 970-nucleotide messenger RNA. RefSeq names its product RPM1-interacting protein 4-like. Lineage: Eukaryota; Viridiplantae; Streptophyta; Magnoliopsida; Rosales; Rosaceae. Gene Ontology annotation, cellular component: plasma membrane. The record is from RefSeq and is a predicted model, not a curated record.
GGAAGAAGAGGAGCAAGAGAGGACGACAAAACCGCCACUUCAUGGCAACCAUAACAGAUAAUAAAAAAACCCAUGUCCCGAAAUUUGGGGACUGGGACAGUGAAAAUAUAUCCUACACUGCUUGUUUUGAGAACGCUCGUAAAGAUGGGGUGAAGAGGAACCCAAAUGAUCCUGAAGAGAACCCAGAGGCCUUCAAGGCCAUGCUUGAUUUCCAAGCGGCACAGCCUCCAUACAAUGGCAUGAGUUCCAGCAGCACAUCAAGAACCUUGACAAACCCUAAAGCAGACCAAACUGAGGGAAACCCUAAAGCAGACCAAAUUGAGGGAGACGCAGGCCAUGGGGCGCAUCGACGAAAGACUUCUGUAGGGAGCCGCAAGAGUAACAUGUCAGAGUCUGGCAGUGAAAGGAGCAACUCAGAUUAUUCACUGUUGCAGCAACAACAGUCAAGACACAGACGUGAGAGAUCUGAUAGAAGAAAGAGUAGUUUGGCUUCGUCUGGAACUGGAAGCGAUCAUAGCAACACGUCCCAUUCUCAGAGCAAGCCUAAGAGUACUACUAGUAGCCAUCACUCUCACUCUGAUCUUCUUAGUCACGACACUCAUACUAGAGUAGCGUCAAUACCCAAGUUUGGGGACUGGGAUGAAAAAGACCCCCAAUCGGGAGAAGGUUUUACUUACAUAUUCGAGCAAGUGAAAGAAGAAAAAAAAACUGCAUCGCAAUUUCCCAUUAUGCCCCAACAACAAGCAGCAAAUCAUUUAAAUAGUGCAAAUAAACGUGGAAAAUCUUCUUCUAAUUCCAAAUCAAAGAGUUGGUGCUGUCUAUUUUGAAGUGAAAGGGAGUGACAUGGACACGGCUUUGCUUUGUGUCUAUUUUGAAGUGAAAGGGAGAAGAAAAGUUUAAUUGGUUGUUUUAAAGACCAAAAGUUUAUUUGUGCUUGUCAUUAUUCUUUUUCCUUAAGAAAAUGGUUGCU